CUCACAGACUCAGAGACGGGACAAGAGGUCUAGCAAAGACUUUUGCUGUAGUUGGCUUGGCCUGGGAUUAGCCAGGGAAUCUUGACUAGAGCAAAGAUGAAUUCUGAAGAUUGUUCCAUAACAGAGAACAGCUCCUUGCAUCCGGAGAGAGGACAACAAAGUACCACCGCCAGCCCUCAGUUUGCAACACAGCAUGAAGGGUCCCUUCAAGUUCCUAUCCCAUGUGCUGUAUUGAAUGUGGUCUUUAUCACUUGUUUAAUCAUUGCUCUCAUCGCUUUAUCAGUUGGCCAAUACAACUGUCCAGAACAAUAUUCACACCCACUGCCAUCAAAUAGCCCUGUUUCUUCAUGCUCAGAUGAUUGGUUUGCAUACCGGAGGAAAUGCUACUUUAUUUCCACUGUAACAAAGGACUGGAAGUCAGCACAAAACUUUUGCUCUGAACAUUGGGCUACUCUUGCCUUCGUUGAUUCUGAAGAGGACAUGAUCUUUUUAAAACGAUUUGUGGGUAGAGCCGAACAUUGGAUUGGGCUGAAAAAUGAAGAUGGCCGGACAUGGAAAUGGUCAGAUGGCAAAGUAUUCAAUAACAGGUUCAACCUUACAGGAUCUGAGAACUGUGCAUUUCUGAAUAGCACAGGGGUCAUCAGCACAGAAUGUGAAAAGAAUUUAUACUGGAUAUGUAGUAAGCCCUUCAAAUAAUGAGGAAACAUAUUUGCUUCUAGACUAUGGUGACUUGGAACUCGAGGAAAUUUGUGUUGAUGGAUGCUGCUUUAUGGUCAGAAAUUUUCCAUAAAAACUUUGUGGGAAAAAAAAACCUUUGUAUUAUUUUGGAAACCUUCUUCCAAAUGAGACUAUGGAAAAAAGGAAAAGAAAUUCCAGGUUAUCCAGCCAUGAGCUGAAAAAGGCACAGGUUGCCUGACCAUUCAUUACGCGCAAAAAUGAGAAUGACUUUAAGCCUUAUGGAUGCACUUUAUAUUUUAAAAUUCAGAAAUAGUAAAAUAACUAGGCUUAGAGUUAUUAUUUAUUGUUGAAUGACUACCGAAACUGAGUGUGCUCCUCAUAUUUGCACUAUUUGAAGAUGUUAACUGAUGGUAUUAAAAACCAAAUGUCAACAUAAGAAAUUUUAACCAGUAGUGCAGACAUUUAGUCUAAAUGCAUUUUUUGAGAAAAAAAUCAGAGAACAUUUCUAAGUGGACAAAUGCUUAUGAAACUAAGCUUCAUAAUAUUUUUCUCUUUAUAGAGAAGUUUGCCAAGUUACUUUGUCAUUUUCCUGCCAAAAGAGUGGGAUAAUCAUGUAUUUAUAUGGUUUGUUGGUUUUUGUUUUUGUUUUUGUUUUUUUAGUUCUACGUAACUCAUCUUUUCCAAUGGUACAUACUUCAUUGUCUUAAAAAUCUUACAUGUAGCAUUUUACAGAGACACAGACAAAAGCAAAGACUAUAACGGAUAUUUGUGAAGCAGAUGAAAGUGUUGGAAAAUGUGCAAUAUGUGAUGUGGUAAAUUUCUACCGGGAAAAAGUCUGUAUUCUUCAAACCUGGAAUAGUCAAGUCUUAUCUGACUAUAAAUUUGUACCUUUCCUAAUCAAUUCUCCCACGUGCAAUGCUUCAUAUGAAGUAUUUUCUGAGUGCAAUAGUGUUUCUUUGUCUUUUGUAUUCACUGCCAUUAUAAGCUGAUUUUGUGUAAGUUAAAAUAAAAGUAGAAUCCACAAAA
Molecule: messenger RNA, 1704 nt
Organism: Panthera uncia (snow leopard)
Lineage: Eukaryota; Metazoa; Chordata; Mammalia; Carnivora; Felidae
Gene: CD69
Product: CD69 molecule
Exons: 5
Coding region: 97-696 (199 amino acids)
Cellular component (GO): external side of plasma membrane
Source: RefSeq, a predicted model, not a curated record